Molecule: messenger RNA, 993 nt
Organism: Enterobius vermicularis (human pinworm)
Lineage: Eukaryota; Metazoa; Nematoda; Chromadorea; Rhabditida; Oxyuridae
Source: the annotation of a GenBank genome assembly
AUGGAGGCAGUGUAUUUGCCGAAUUCGCAGGCAGACUUUCAAACUCAGUUAACUAUAAUCGAUAAACGGUUAGAACGAGCCAGGAAAAAAAGGGACGAGUACCUGAAGCUUCUGAAGAAUAAAUAUCCGCAAUGGACUUCCAUGGAACUGCAGACACGGCGGCAACAGUAUCCAAAGUAUUACCAACCAACAUUAUUGCUCGACAAACUUGAAACUGCCAAAUACCACUGGGAUUCGCAAAACCUCGAUAAAAGGAGAAAAGUUCCUCUUCCACAAUUGGAACCUUAUUCAAGCAUUCCUAACAGUGGCCCCUUAUUGGGUAACGAAAUCGCCGCCAUAAAAAGACGCCUAAAUAGAAUUGCCGAAGAUCUUAGAGACCUUCGAAGUCAUCGUUUACACCUAUCUUCUGCUGAGUUCUAUGCGACUCUGGAAACUCCGAACACCUUACUGGCCAAGCAUGACGGUAACGCUGAGAGGACAGAUGGGUUUUCAACCUUACGAAAACUUAUUGAAAGAAUAGACUGCGAAGCAGAGGUUCCCGUUGAAGAGCCAAAUAGUGACGACCUUGCAACCAUAAAAAUAGAGGAACUGUUAAAAAAGUACAAAGACGUCACUGAAAAUCCAUCCUUUAUUAAUUCAGAAUCACCAAAAUCUCCAGAGGUCAAAAAUGAACAACCAGCAUCCAGCUACCAGAAACUUCUUAGUAUGAUCAAGAAUGAAAAUGGUCCUGACUCAUCAGAUAAUGACGAUUUCGAUCCAUCUUUCGCACAAUCGACGCCUAUUCCCUCCAACCCUUCAAACAAACCGAAAAACACCAACGAGAAACAGUCAAAAACCGCAACAGACGGUCAGCAAAGCGACUUUAGAAUGAACUUUCUCGGUGCUGCACAACUGUCCGACUCAACCGACAGCGACUCAGAUACACCAAAGGGGCUUGCGAUGAACGUUACCUGCAACGACAACCUUGAUUCCGACUCUGAUUUCUUCGGCUAA